Erinaceus europaeus (western European hedgehog) is the source of this 1669-nucleotide messenger RNA. Its product is annotated as alanine--glyoxylate aminotransferase 2, mitochondrial. The transcript has 7 exons. The record is from RefSeq and is a predicted model, not a curated record. The coding region runs from base 17 to 910 and encodes 297 amino acids. Gene Ontology annotation, molecular function: pyridoxal phosphate binding; L-alanine:glyoxylate transaminase activity. NCBI's taxonomy places the organism in Eukaryota, Metazoa, Chordata, Mammalia, Eulipotyphla, Erinaceidae. Gene Ontology annotation, biological process: glyoxylate catabolic process. Gene Ontology annotation, cellular component: mitochondrion.
UACUGCAUUCUGAGGAAUGUCAAAUAGCUCAAUCUCAGUAUCUGCUCCCAGUAUUUUUUGUUUGUUUUGUUUUUUUUAUAUCAUUCUUCUGGAUGCCAUUCUCACGUCUCUUUGUGCUGUUUUGUCUGUUGCAGACUGCUGCCAAGCUAAAGAUCAGUAUAUUGAGCAGUUUAAAGACACUCUGAAUACUACAGUGGCCAAAUCCAUUGCUGGAUUUUUCGUAGAGCCUAUUCAAGGGGUGAAUGGAGCUGUUCAGUACCCAAAGGGGUUUCUAAAGGAGGUCUUCAAGCUGGUGCGAGAUCGAGGAGGUGUAUGCAUCGCAGAUGAAGUGCAGACAGGAUUUGGAAGAUUGGGCUCUCACUUCUGGGGCUUCCAGACCCAUGACGUCCUGCCAGACAUUGUCACCAUGGCUAAAGGGAUUGGGAAUGGCUUUCCCAUGGCAGCAGUUGUAACAACUUCAGAGAUUGCCAAGUCUCUGGCUAAACGCCUGCUUCACUUCAAUACCUUUGGAGGGAACCCCCUGGCCUGUGCCAUUGGGUCAGCUGUACUUGAGGUAAUUAAAGAAGAAAAACUCCAGGAAAACAGCCAAGAAGUUGGCACCUAUAUGUUACUGAAGUUUGCUAAGCUGCGGGAUGAGUUUGAAAUUAUUGGAGAUGUACGAGGCAAAGGUCUAAUGAUGGGAAUAGAGAUGGUGUCCGAUAAGACAAGCCGCCAACCUCUUCCCCGUGAAGAAGUAAAUCAGAUCCACGAGGACUGUAAACAAAUGGGGCUCCUAAUUGGUCGUGGAGGCAUCUUUUCCCAGACAUUUCGCAUUGCUCCCUCAAUGUGCAUCACUAAAUCGGAAGUUGAUUUUGCAGUAGAAGUAUUUCGUUCUGCCAUAAUCCAACACAUGAAGAGAAGAGAUAAAUAACUAUUUGAAAAAAUAAAAUUAGCAUGAGCCUCAAGAAUUUCCCAAGGCCAUGUGAAAUAGCUCACUUGGGCAGUGUGCUGUUUUACCAAGUGCACAACCCAGGGUUUGAGCCUGGACCCCUGCCACACUGAAGGAAGCUCCAGUGCUGUGAUCUCUCUCUCUCUGCCUCUCUACUUUGUCUCUAUCUAAAAAUAGAUGAUUGAUAGAUAAUGGAUGAUGAUAAAUAGAUAGAUGAUAAAUAGAUGAUGGAUAGAUAGUAAAAGUUUCCUAAGAAUUAGUGAAAAAAAUCCCAGAACCAUUGGUAUGAAUUAUCAAUGUCUAUAAAUUAGACUGUCUGCCAGUCAUUUCUAUGACUAUAACUUCUAUUACAAACCACUAUGCCUCACUCUGAAAAUAAAGCCUAACUAGUCUAGGUCAUUUACAGUAAUUUGCAGUGAUUGGUCUACAUACAAUAUGUGACAUAUUCGUUUGCACCGUGAAUCCCUAGGGAAAAUCUUUUUAAUGGAGGUAUCUUCUUUCAGUAAGGGCUUCUGUACCCUUCACUCUUAAUCUAUAGAAGAAAUGUCUUCUUCUUGCACUGAAGCAUCAUAUAUUAUGAUGGAAUUUCUCAAACCACCUUAGCUAUUUGAGGACCUUGAAGACUAAGAUUAAUAAUAGAGAUUGGAAGGUAGAAGGCAAAUGAAUCACUGACUCAGUCCUAGAGUCACUUUACCUUAGAAAUUCUUGUAUACAAAAUAAUAAAUUCUCUGUAUUUCAUAA